AUGGGUGAGGCCUCGGACCAAGGUUGGCCUGAGGCCCUGGGAAUGGGAAUGAGUGAGAUCGGGGGCCGGGCCGGAGGCAGAGGCCGGCCUGGGCGCUCCCGGCUAUGUGGGGUGGAGCCAGCACCAGAACUCAAGGACUUCUGGGCUCAUUUGCUAUGGUUUCAAGCUUGGAUCUGGAGCUCCCUCCAAAAGUCCCCAGCUCCUUCACCUCCUGCCGGGCCUCGGCUCCCAGGGGCACCACCAGCCCUCUUCGUCUGGCCAUCGCAGUACGAAGGCGGGUGCUCUCCUGUUUCCUCCCUAAUGUGA
Molecule: messenger RNA, 306 nt
Organism: Pipistrellus nathusii (Nathusius's pipistrelle)
Lineage: Eukaryota; Metazoa; Chordata; Mammalia; Chiroptera; Vespertilionidae
Source: the annotation of a GenBank genome assembly